AGCUAGGCCGGUGACGUUGUCCAGUGACACGUCAACCACACGGAAGAAGACGCUUGCUGCUUUUUCCUACCGCAGCUGUAUUUCUGAGAGGAGCCGUAGCUUUGUCAAAAUGGGUGGCUUAUUUUCCAGUCUUUUCUCUGGCCUGUUUGGCACCAGGGAGAUGAGGAUUUUAAUUCUGGGUUUAGAUGGAGCUGGAAAAACAACCAUUCUUUAUCGUCUGCAAGUCGGAGAAGUUGUCACAACUAUUCCCACAAUUGGUUUUAAUGUAGAAACUGUCACAUACAAGAACCUCAAGUUUCAGGUGUGGGAUCUCGGUGGCCAGACGAGUAUUCGGCCAUACUGGCGGUGUUACUAUUCAAACACCGAUGCAGUCAUUUAUGUUGUGGACAGCAGUGACCGUGACAGAAUGGGGAUUUCUAAAUCUGAGUUGGUUGCCAUGUUGGAGGAAGAGGAGCUGAGGAAAGCUAUCCUGGUGGUCUUUGCAAACAAGCAGGACAUGGACCAGGCCCUGACCCCUGCAGAGGUCGCCAAAGCACUGGGACUUUCUGCACUCAAAGACAGAAAAUGGCAGAUCUUCAAGACAUCAGCCACCAAAGGAACAGGACUGGAUGAGGGCAUGGAGUGGUUGGUGGACGCCCUUAAGAGUCGACAGUGAGGCCUCUCCUUCCUUUUUUGUACAUACUUUGACACUGGUGUACCCCUUGUGACUUCCUUGACCCUUCUCUUCCUAAUUGUUCUUUUUUUGGACCCAUGAUUGCACUCCUGGCUGCAUUUUUCCUCCCUUUUCAACUUUGAACUCAUCAAAGCCUUGGUCAAAAUUGAACUUUUGGACAUAAGUGAAGCUGCAGUAAUAUUUAGACUGGGACAACACACACUACUUGCAUUAACUGGUGGAUACAGUGUUCUGUGGAAGACCACUACAAAGCUUGUUGCAGUAUAUUUGAUACAGCUUGUUUAAUCAUUUAAGAGCAUGUUGCCUCUGCAGUUUAUACAGCAUUGAUGUAUUUCUUGUCUCAGGCAUAAGCAUAAACAACAAAUUUUACUUUUAAAUUUCACCUUUUUCAGAGUUAUUUCCUGGCAUGCUUUGUCCGUUAUGAAAUAUCUGCUAAGUGCUGAAUAUACAGUUGUUGAAGUUAUGGUAGUUUAGUGUUUAUCACCUGUCCUCAGCCAAGUGUUGCUGCAGCCUGUAUUUGUACUACAAUCCAGUCAGAACAUGUAUUUUAUGCUGUCAAUUGAUUUUGUUUAUACUUGAGUGCUUAAAGACUUUUUCCAUCAAGUGCAGCUUUGGCAUAUUGUCUAUACUAACUAUGCUCAAAGUUUUAUCGUUUGCAUAUUUAUAUCUGCUUGUACAGUAAAAAUUCUCAGUAAAAUGUGAUGAUUGAUUGUAA
Boleophthalmus pectinirostris (great blue-spotted mudskipper) is the source of this 1388-nucleotide messenger RNA. It is a transcript of the gene arl1, whose product is annotated as ADP-ribosylation factor-like 1. Bases 110 to 655 code for a protein of 181 amino acids. The record is from RefSeq and is a predicted model, not a curated record. Gene Ontology annotation, biological process: vesicle-mediated transport; intracellular protein transport. Gene Ontology annotation, molecular function: GTP binding; GTPase activity. The transcript has 6 exons. Lineage: Eukaryota; Metazoa; Chordata; Actinopteri; Gobiiformes; Gobiidae. Gene Ontology annotation, cellular component: Golgi apparatus; cytoplasm.